GACCCAGUGAUACCGGUGUAACGAGCUCGUUGGAUGCGUGUGAGUUUUGCGUCUAAGGCGUCGCCUCUUGGUUGCAAUGGAAUGGAUAACAUUAAUUUUGUGUGCAACUAUUUUAAUUAUUUCUAUUAAUAUUCUCUUUGGUAAAAGUCAUCCAAACGCGCCUCCAUGCAUAAGAGGAUGGAUACCUUGGUUUGGUGCAGCCUUUGAAUUUGGAAAAGAACCUUUGCAUUUCAUCCAGCAAGCCAGAGCCACGCAUGGACCAGUUUUUACUGUUGUAGUAGCUGGAAAGCGACUCACCUUUUUAACCUUAAAUGAAGACUUCAAAGCUUUUUUUACAUCCAAAGAUGUUGAUUUUGACCAAGCAGUGCUAGAGCCUGUUUACAAAACAGCUUCUAUCAGCAAGGAAAGUUUCUUUGAGUGCCACCCUGUCUGUUUCGCCAUAAUGAAGAGCAGACUUACUCCAGGCAACACAGCGAUACUUUCUGGACCUCUCUGUGAAGAAUUUAAUGACCAUUUAGAGAGCCUAGGGAGCGAAGGAUCUGGACAGCUAAAUGAGCUAAUCAAGAGUGUUAUGUAUCCAGCAGUAAUGAGCAAUUUACUGGGCCGAUGUAACUCCCUGAAAAGUGCCCUUACUAAGCAGGAGUUUCUGGAUAAGUUCACAACCUAUGAUGAUGGGUUUGAAUAUGGAUCUCAGCUUCCAGACAUGUUCUUGAAGGAAUGGGCAAACUCAAAGCAGUGGCUUAUUUCUCUACUCAGAAAUAUGAUUACCAAAGCAGAGGAGACCCUUUCCAGUGAGAAUGGUAAUAAGACUUUACUACAGCAUCUUGCUACUUCGAUAUCAGACAAACUUCUUCCCAAUUAUGGUGUGCUUAUGCUUUGGGCGUCUCUGGCAAAUGCUAUACCAAUAACAUUUUGGGCCGUUGCCUUUAUUUUGUCAAACCCUGGAGUAUAUAAAAUCGCUAUGGAUCAGAUCAGAGAUGCCAUCCAAAACCGAGACAAGGAGAAGACAAAGGUGACCCUAGAUGACUUAAGGCAGAUGCCAUAUGUGAAGUGGUGUAUCAUGGAAGCCAUUCGGCUGAGGGCCCCUGGAGUCAUUACUCGUAAAGUAGUGCGGCCCCUCAAAAUACAGAAUUACAUCAUCCCACCUGGAGACAUGCUUCUGAUGUCUCCUUACUGGGCACACCGUAACCCCAAAUAUUUCCCAGAUCCUGAGGAUUUCAAACCUGAACGAUGGGAAAAGGCAGAUUUAGAAAAGAAUGUCCUCUUGGAAGGAUUUGUGGCAUUUGGAGGGGGGAAAAAUCAGUGUCCAGGAAGGUGGUAUGCUAUCAUGGAGCUGCAUAUGUUUGUGGCCCUGAUUCUCUACAAGUUUGAUUUUACCCUGCUGGAUCCAGUACCUAAGCCGAGCCCUCUGCAUUUGGUGGGAACCCAGCAGCCCGAUGGACCCUGCACUGUGAGAUACAAGCAUAGAUAAGGUGCCUAUUUUCAGACAGUUAAAGCUUCGCUUAAAGCAUCCUGGGAUGAUCUUCAGACGUUUGAAGAAGAAUCAGCAAUAACACGAUUUAUUAACUUAGUCACAAGAAAACCAGAAAUUUAUGAAAUUCUAAAGUUAUUUUAAUGCACUUGCUCGUAGUGUAUACAUUGCAGAUUUUUUGGAUCAACCUCUUGUAUAACUGAGGGCAUAACAGAGGUGAUAGAUUUCAGAAAGCAUGUUGUUGUGGAAAUUCCUCUCUCAGACCGAGAGCCUUUUGUCAUAUUCAGGAAGUAUGUAAUAAAGUAAAUUAAGGUUCAUGUGUAUAUGUGACUGCGGUCAUAUAUUACAGCUAAACAUCUUGUACAUGAAACGGACAAAGUAGGGCAAAGUUUACAGACAAUAUAACUAAGUGGUGGUUCUCUUUUGUGAAGCAGAAAUAUGUAAACACAUUAUUACAUCUAUAAACACUGCUUUAGCAGUGCUUCUUUUCUGCAGUGGUGAAAAGGAUUGUUUCUGUAAACACAUCUGUCUUUUAGUCUGUAAGAGCUUUACUGCAUCUGUGUACACUCAUUUUGGCUAACACAUUAGAUGGCAUGAUUUACAUUGAGCAAUAUUAUGUGUUUGGAUGGAAGCAUCCUUAAUUCGUGGGGAAAAUAAAAUGUUUACAUGAUUAAAAUUUGAAAUCAA
This is a messenger RNA of Triplophysa dalaica, 2158 nucleotides long. It is a transcript of the gene cyp39a1, whose product is annotated as 24-hydroxycholesterol 7-alpha-hydroxylase. Lineage: Eukaryota; Metazoa; Chordata; Actinopteri; Cypriniformes; Nemacheilidae. The record is from RefSeq and is a predicted model, not a curated record. Gene Ontology annotation, molecular function: steroid hydroxylase activity; iron ion binding; oxidoreductase activity, acting on paired donors, with incorporation or reduction of molecular oxygen. The coding region runs from base 77 to 1471 and encodes 464 amino acids. The transcript is spliced from 12 exons. Gene Ontology annotation, biological process: bile acid biosynthetic process; cholesterol homeostasis.